AUGCCUGCCGCUUGUUCAUCUGAUGGCCAUCUGAUGAACGUUUUGGAGCGUCCACAAGCGUGUGGCUGUACUACGAGUAAGCGCGAUGGCCUCAUUUGUGGUACGGUCGUUAGUACGACUGCACAAAACCUUAGUGUAACAAACGGUUACACUUCGGAGCAAAGUUCCGGCUGCUGUGAGGAAACACAGGCUGCGCCGAAGGUCCACCACUCGAACAAGUCGAGUGGACCGGGACAAAGAUGUAUCCCUAGCGGGGAACAUCUAGAAGAGAAACAAUCGAUCGCUCAGGUUAAGCGAAACGAUAAUCCUAGAUCGACUGGAGAGUCUUUCGUAGAGGAUCUCGCUGUGGUUGCGCAACCACAGCUAGAGGAAGUAAAGGGAAUAAGUCCCGAUAUUACAAACACGGCGGAAGUAAGUUCCCCGAAACCCGAGGGAAUAAGUCCCCGGGCAGCCGGAGGAAUAAGUCCUUCGAGGCCUGAGGGAAUAAGCCCCCAGGAAAGGACAGAGACAUUGAAUGUCAUAGUCAACAACGGAUCAAGUGUAGGCGCUUAUACGUUUGAUCUGAUUGCGCCUCCGAAGUUAACUUCGGAGAUCACUCAGUUGCCAACGCUCGAACAUAAAAGGUUCUUGCUUGAUCUGCGUAGUGGCAAAGUCAAGCAGAUCUGCAUACUCGUCGCUGACGACGAGCGUGUAGCCGACAUAAGGUCGGCAACAGUGUUUACUGAGAACGAGAGAGUUCUCAGUAGUUCAUCUAUGGACGAGAGUGUCCUAGCUGAAAAGACACGAGUUGAGCGAUAUGACUCCCAAUCGUGGGAAUCGCUCAAGACAAAUCCUCUCUAUGAAGAUUUGGUUGAAUUCAAGGAUGUAUUCCCUGAAACUGUUCCGUGCGAAUUACCGAAGGAUAAAGGUAUUCGACACGAGGUCGAGCUUAAACCAGGCUCGAAGUACUGUGUCAUGAAGCAGUGGCCACUGCCUCGUGAACAAGUACUUGCGAUCGACAAGUUCUUUGCCGAUCGUUUAGCAGCGGGCCAUGUGAGGGAAUCAACUUCCCCACAUAGCUCUCCGACCUUCUGUGUGCGAAAAGCAACAGGAGGGUGGCGGAUAGUGCACGCGUUCAACAAGUUGAGUGCUGCAACGGUACCGGCUCAGACGCCGAUACCGAGGAAGGACGUAAUCAUUGAUGGUAUGUCAAAGAGUACCAUCUUUUCGUCGAUGGAUUUGAUGGAUGGCUUCUAUCAAAUCCUUAUGCGAGAACGGGAUAUACCCUAUACCGCAGUGAGCACGCCUAGCGGCAUGUCUGGGAAUGGCUAG
Peronospora matthiolae is the source of this 1311-nucleotide messenger RNA. The record is from the annotation of a GenBank genome assembly. Lineage: Eukaryota; Oomycota; Peronosporomycetes; Peronosporales; Peronosporaceae.